This is a messenger RNA of Somion occarium, 2956 nucleotides long. The record is from the annotation of a GenBank genome assembly. NCBI's taxonomy places the organism in Eukaryota, Fungi, Basidiomycota, Agaricomycetes, Polyporales, Cerrenaceae.
GGUGACGCUUCGUUAUACCAUUGCUUGGAGCCAUCCGCGGUGAUUCGUCUGACCCAACCGCUCAUGAUUGGAGGAACAAACGAUAGCCAACCAUGUUCUCCGACAUCCACAGUACCAAUUGUAUAACGAUCGAUCCUUUCAAGCGUCGCGUCAGAAUGGAACGCGUCAACCUCGUCUGUCGCGUCACGCCCAACAAAGUGAAGGAUAGCCAGAGGACCGCCGGGGUGAGUAGCAAGCCAUGAUGGGGGUACACGAAUGACUUUGUUGCGAAGGAUGAUGAGGUUGUCCCCGGCAAGGAUUCGGGCGGCAACCUGUUCGCGAGUAAUUGGAGAAGGGAAGCCCAUGUUAUGGACCGCCGUAGCGCUACCAGUAUGAGUACUUGGUAGUCUUUGGGCGCUGUCAAGGGAUAGGCGGGGUGGACAGCCUGAGGGUGGAAUGAGUACCGUCUACAAACCGUCUAUAUCGAAAGGUUGCGGCGACUCGCUCUGUUCCAGAUCACCGCAGCCACCAGAUCCAAACAACCACAAAUAUGUGUCCUUUUCUAUACUUGGACAUGUAUGUUCGACUUGAAACUGUCUUACCCUCGGAUACCUCUUCGACGUUCAACACUCCUAUCUAACGCUUGACCUUGGGUUUCCACCGCUGGACGGUCGACUCUUUGAUCAUGGUCAAGUAUAUCAAGCCAAAACCCCUCUCAAAGCGAGAGCUGAAAGACCUGCACCGCCUUUCUCCAUCUCCUCUGCUUGCAUCUCCUGUGAUACCUAGUUCUCCCUUUCUCGUUGAUACUGCGCUUGUCAUAUCUGCGUCUUUGUCUUCUGAACUCAAAGGACGGAGAAAAGUUCGUUCUGGAAAGAGACGCAUCAGCGAAAGACUCCUUCCUCGAGCGAACAAGUCAGGUGGAAAGCACAAACCUAUCGCCAUACCCAAUAAUGCCUCUCCAAUGCGAGACAAUUCCCCCGUAAUUUCUCCCGAAAUAGACUCUGGCUCUGAGAGCGACUUCACAUCACUGGUCAAGUCCGCCAAGAAUCGCAUCCGUCAGUCUGCCGACAAGAUGCGAGAAGACGGUCGAAAGCUACACAAUAUGAAGAUGAAGGACCUCUUUGGCGACGUCGAUUUGGACUUGCCUUCCACACCGAUACGGCCGGCCUCUCCUGUGGACCAUCCUAUAUAUCUAUCUCCCGAACGGAAGCGAAGAGCAAACUUGCUGAAGAAGAAGGCUUCUGGUUCUCCCACUAUCAUUUCCUCUUCUUCGACUCAUGAUGAGCCGUUCUUUAGUAUCACCCUCAGUGAAUCCUCUGGGUCCUUGAAAGUUAUGCUCUACCCAAUGUCCGAAUCAGAAAGAGCAGCACACGUAUGUGGCCACAACUGCAGAGCAGCAAUUUCUAUUGGAGCUCAGCAUACUGUCGAUACCAGGAAGCAUGCAUCUCCGAUGAAGGAUGUUUCGAACAAGCUCGGUAUCGCGAAGGCUCCCUGCCCAUCGAAUGAUGAAUAUGACAGCAUUGUUAUCUCUUUCAAAAAUCUCCCUGCUGAGGAGGCUGAGAUCCUGAUCCAGACUGGUAUCUUAGCUGCGACCAAUGCUGAAACAACGUCCGGUGUCAGGAAGACAGCGAAGAAUAUGAAAGCGGUCAAACCGGCACCCACUCCGUCGGCCCCGCCGCUGGCUUCUGCGAACAUUCCAAACUCACUGACUCCCAAACACAAGGCAAGGAAGAAGAAAAAGAAGAGCGGCGCUGCCGCACGAGCAAUUGUCAACCAUAUCGCCAACGAGAAUUCUUCGAUCUCGCCACAAGUUGCUGUCACCGAACCUGAAGUCAAAGUUGCGACGCCAUUGCAGUCACGAACCGCCAGCCCCGUUCCAGGCGCCGCCGUAUUUCCCGCUCAUCUUGCUACCCCGAGGGUUGCUCUUGCUAGGUCUCGGAUGAACUCGCCCAAGCCACAGACCGAGCUCCCCGAGAAGAGGAACGAUAGCACAGCUGCAUAUGUGAAAAUAUCUUCACCUACCACAGCUACAACAACCCGUACACUCCGACGCAGUCCCGUCCCCGGUACCACAGAGACCGAUAUACCGAUUGGACUUGGUUUGACUGUUGCACCUGAAAAGGAUGGCUCCAUGUCUUCUGGCGAAACGUCAACUCAGACCGAGGGGAAGGUGUAUUCACACUCCCGAACUCCCAGUCAUGGUCCAGUCGAUGGAAUUCAUACUUCAGGCCCUACUAUAUUGAAGGCGUAUCGAACGGCGCUGGACUCGUACUACAAGAUUCUCCAACCUGGCGAAACUAUUGGUCUUGCUUUAGCAUGUUCUGACAGCGGGAAACUCGCCGACAUUCUGUCAAAGCACUCGACUUCUAAGAAUAUUCAGAAUGCUCCAUCCUCAUCAUCUUCUCCGCGUCCGGCUGCCGCUACUCGAGACAACUCUCCGGUUGCUUUCUGUCAACACGUCGUAGCAGACGUCGCUCGUAAGCGUCAAUUUCCCAUAUCCAAGUACGGUGGCUGCCCCAAUGUGAAAUCAGCAAAGCCUAGUGACGCAGUAAAUUUAACGGUGCCACCAGGCAGUGAUGCAGCCAAAUACGUGGCCAUGUCGGACGGGCAGUCUGGGCGGUACGUUUCGGAAGAGACAGCUUUGCUCGAUAUCGAGGCGGGCGCUGAUAUACAUAGAGUGCGCUCGUUACAUGGAGACACCGAGGGAAAUAUUUUCGUACGUGACAAACGAAGUGCAUUGAUGAGAAAAGUGACGGCUUUCGUUCGUUCGGUGACGGCGGUGUUCUUGAGUCCUUGGAGAGUGUUGACGAGGGCAUUCGAGUCCGCACGGGAGUGAAUAGACCAACAUGUUUGUACACAAUCUACCUCUCCAUUCUGUUGAUAUGUAACCUGUGUUGUUUUCUGUCUUGGUUAUGUUCCUGUGAAUGUAGCUGCUCCAGCGAGUUGCCGCAAAGGGCAGUAAAGUGUGUUACGUAAG